Molecule: messenger RNA, 5851 nt
Organism: Cryptotermes secundus
Lineage: Eukaryota; Metazoa; Arthropoda; Insecta; Blattodea; Kalotermitidae
Product: solute carrier family 12 member 9
Exons: 16
Coding region: 955-3837 (960 amino acids)
Biological process (GO): potassium ion homeostasis; cell volume homeostasis; chloride transmembrane transport
Cellular component (GO): membrane
Molecular function (GO): potassium:chloride symporter activity
Source: RefSeq, a predicted model, not a curated record
GUCUGAUUUUAUUUAUUUUAUUGGUUUACCCAUCUUCUGCUUUUCUGUGUCUGGCUUCGUUGUUUGUCAGAUUGCAACACACCAAAUGAGUGAUAAGUGAGUUAACUUAUCCCAGAUAAGUGAUGAUAUCAUAAGGCAGAUGAGUAAUCUAGGUGGGAAUGCUGUUCUUUAUUCCAUUUGCACAGAAUGGGAAAAUCUUUUGUCUGUUAUUGAAAGCGAGGAAGUUAGCAUAGAUAAAUAAAUAAGAGAUACACAUCUCAAUGCUAUUCGCUGGUAACAUAGCCGCCGUUACGUCACAAAUACAUAAAUCUAUUCACUCAAUUCCGAUCUAUUCGUUUCGCUCCCAAAUUGGCCUUCUCGGGAGGAUGGGGGCGGGCGGCGUAUGAAUGUGAAUGAAUGAGUUGGUUGCGGAAGUUGCAUAGGUUGCAGGGGUCCCAGAGGAAGCAGCUGACUCCGACAGAAUGAGAGAAAUUCGUCUAACAGUUGCAAGUCAGUAGACGUGUAGCUUGGCUCCCAGCUGACCUCGAAGUAAACUCCGUAUGCUAAUUUCUUAAUGUCGGUUUAUUGUAUUAAUAUUUUACAUACUGCAUUGGCUGCAUACAUGCACUUGUGAAAUAGUUUGUGUGAGUUCAGUGUGACAGAAUAAUCGACAUAUGAGCUGUUCGAUAAAUCGUUUCUUUAUUAAAAGGACCCUAGACGUAAAAAAGUAUUUUGUUAUUCAUGUAUUUGUAUUAAUUAAUAUCGGGAAAUUGCUAAAAUAAUGCCUAUUCACUAACAUCUACAAAGUAUCGCUCAGACUUCAGUGAAGUCCUACAAAUGGAAUGUUUAUGAAUUUUCACAGUGCAACGUGACGUUUGGCCAGGCUUUAAUAACACCCACAUAGAUAUCAGCUAAUCGCUAGUGACCCGCCCCGUAACCGAAGUACUACUAGCAGGAUAAGAAGGAAUCGAAAGAAUGAUUGCAUCGGAGAUUGGGUCUACAAACGACGGGCCAGUAUCGGUGUUAUGUGACGCACCAACAGGCACACCUCUUGUGGUGACGACAAUGAAUGAAAGGGCUCCGUUGAUUUCUAAACGACGUCUAUUUAGUAGCUUGUCAAGUGUCUUUGGUUUUACUUCGAGCAGAACUGUGAGCAGUGGUGGUUAUGUUGAAUUUGGAGCGAGUAAUGUGGAGUCUGGAAGAACUUUGGGCACAUUUGCAGGUGUGUUCAGUCCAGUGGCCCUCUCCAUGUUUAGUGCAUUAUUAUUUCUUAGAGUUGGUUUCAUAGUUGGCAAUGCAGGUCUAUGGGUCACAUUGUUUCAGUUUGUAAUAGCGUAUGGCAUCUUGCUCUUCACUGUGGCAUCAGUGUGCGCCGUCGCGACUAACGGAGCAGUUGAAGGCGGUGGAGCAUACUUCAUGAUCAGUCGAACACUUGGCCCAGAGUUUGGUGGAUCAAUUGGAACUCUGUUCUUCCUUGCAAAUGUUGUAAGCAGUGCCCUCUAUAUUACCGGCUGUGCCGAAGGAAUAGUCGAGAACUUUGGUCCUUCUGGUUAUCUGAUAGGAGAAGGCAAUGUGGGGUUGCCUGACAGUCGGUGGUGGCGAUUUCUAUACUGCUCUCUCCUCAAUGUCAUUAGUUUGGUGGUGUGUUUGAUUGGUGCUGGCAUGUUUGCCAAAACGAGUGUUGCAGUGUUGGGCAUCGUUUGCAUCUCCCUGCUCUCUGUUAUCGUCAGUUUCAGCAUCCAGUCUCCUAAAAAGAUAGCGAUUCCAGAAGCAAACCAUCUGAUUCGCAAUGGAUCAGAGAUGGUGUACCGCAUGUACACUGGCUUCCGCCUGGAGACACUUGAGGAGAACUGGCACCAGCAGUAUGGGAAGGACUACUCAUCUGAUGGCAAAGAUGUUGACUUUGCGACGGUGUUUGGAGUUCUGUUCAGUGGAGUCACAGGAAUCAUGGCAGGAGCCAACAUGUCAGGGGAACUUCGUGACCCUUCUCGUAAUAUCCCUCGCGGAACGCUGUCAGCUGUCGCAUUCACAUUUGUCUGCUACGUGAUUGUGUCAUUCUUGACAGCGGCCACCAGCUCUCGAGAACUUCUGCAGAACGACUUCAUUUUCAUGAUGCCCGUUAAUGUCUGGCCACCAUUUGUUGCUGUGGGCAUCCUCACAGCUACCUUCUCAGCUAGCCUCAGCAACCUGAUCGGAUCUAGUAGAGUUCUGGAGGCCCUUGCCAAAGAUGAUGUGUUCGGCUCAGUUCUGCAGUUUAUAGUGAAGGGAACGUGGCGAGGGAACCCAGUUGCUGCAGUGCUCACCUCAUGGAUGCUGGUGGAGCUUAUCAUGUUAAUAGGCUCACUUAACACCAUUGCCCAGAUUAACUCAGUUCUGUUCCUGCUCUCGUAUCUUGCGACAAACCUGGCUUGCCUUAGCCUGGAGCUGGCAUCUGCCCCAAACUUCAGGCCAUCGUUCAAGUACUUCACCUGGCACACAGCAUUCAUUGGCCUUGUUGGAACUCUGGUGAUGAUGUUCCUCAUUAACAUCCUUUACGCAUCGAUCUCUGUCUUGUUAUGCCUCGUUUUCGUCAUCAUACUUCACCUGUUCUCCCCCUCACGUGAGGCCCACUGGGGCUCCAUCUCACAGGCCCUCAUCUUUCAUCAGGUGCGGAAAUACUUGCUGUUGCUCGAUUCGCGGAAAGAUCACGUCAAAUUCUGGAGACCUCAGAUGCUUCUUCUGGUUGGAAACCCAAGGUCUUCAUGCCCACUUAUUCACUUUGUGAAUGAUCUGAAGAAAGGGGGUCUGUAUGUGUUGGGUCACAUCAAGGUGGGACAGCUGUCGGACAUGGAAGUAGAUCCAACACUUGAUGAGUACUCACACUGGCUCACUCUGGUGGACUGCUUGAAGGUGAAAGCCUUCAUUGAGCUGACAGUUGCUCACUCUGUACGGGAAGGUCUACAGCAUAUGAUUCGCAUGUCUGGGCUCGGUGCCAUGAAGCCCAACACAAUUGUACUUGGCUUCUUUGAUGAGGAGCUACCCCAUGACUUCUUUGAGGAAGGUGGUUCCCUGUACAGUGCAGAUGAACUGAAGGGUGCACAUGCAACUAGUGGCCAUAGAGUCUUCCCUCUUCGUUCCUCUACCAGUGAGAAGGCCCUGGGCACAGUCGAGUACGUUGGAAUGGUGGCAGAUACUCUGAAGCUGGGGAAGAAUAUUUGUCUCUGUCGUCAUUUCCACAACCUGGACAAGAAGCUGAUGAUAGCCAAGUCAUCAAGUGUGAAAUUUAUUGAUGUAUGGCCUGUGAAUUUCUUCCAACCAGACGAUGAGGAUCCAUUUGAUACGACCAGUCUCUUCAUGUUGCAACUGGCCUGCAUUAUCAACAUGGUUUCUGGCUGGAAGAAUCUCCACUUGAGGGUAUUUCUUUGUGAGAAGAAACGCCGGCAAGAUGAUCCUGGCAACAACAUCUCAUCCAGCAUGCCUUCCCAUUCGAAUGCGCACCGCCUUCGUCAACAGCUGCAGAUGUUGCGUAUAGCUGCCACCAUUCAAGAGGUUUCUGGAUGGGGUCAGCAGGCAGCAGCUUUGCCAGGGGGCUCAGUUUUGCAGCAGUUGUCCCCAGGCUUGAGGAAACCGAGAGCAGACAGCUUUGGGGGAACUCAGCUGGACAACGCUGUCAGGGUGUACCUACUCAGUGUGAAUCAGCUCCUGCGGCAGUACUCGGAGCAAACCGCAGCCAGCUUCCUCUAUCUGCCUGUGCCUCCUCAUGGAGAUGAAGCUGUGAUAUAUCCCACCUAUCUUCAGCUGCUGACGGAGUUGACUGCCGACUUGCCGCCCACAGUCCUGGUGCACGGUGUUAGCCCUGUCACAUCCACAACACUUUAGCGGGAACAACCAGCAUGCGCACAACUCAAACUGUACUGCAGGGGAAGGGAAUAUUCAUAUGGGAUGCUGCAGUCAGUUUUCUAUCUUCAGAGAUGAAUAAUGUAUUUUAUCAACUGAGAUAUUUUGUGUUUUUCCGUGUAGGGGAGUAAACCAGAAGAGAUGCAACAACUAGCAGCAUGACAGACAGAUACAUUUAUGGAAUGUGUUCGUCCAAACAGUCCAAAAUGUGUAAAGAGUUCCGAAAGUGCCUUUUGUGUCUGGAUUUUUAGUGACCAGUUUCACUGCGGAACCUUUUUCUGCUGUGUUUCGUCUGUGUUAGACAAGUACUCAUUGCUGAUUUCUUCCACACUUUUUAUGGUUACUUAGGACGUAUGGCUAGCAGAGUACAUUUAUGAUUCCAAAAGUUGCUUCAUUUGUUCUGUAGGUGGCACUGUGUGGUGCACUGACCUAACUGCAAAAUUGUCUGAUAAGGGAAUCCACAUGUCAGUGCUCCCAUAGUAGUCUUCUGAGAUGUGACACCAUGUAGUCUGGUAAGUAGCUACUCAUAUUUUGGAGGAGCCUGCUGUCUGCAUCAUCAGUAUUUACCCUGAAGAUGCAGGAAGUAGGUUCCUCCAGGCCAGGAUACAUGGCAUCACAUCCCAGAAGAAAACAGUGUUUAUACACAAAUUUCACUACAGUAGUAAUGUACUCGUAAAGCAAUAUGGAUGCUCUUAGCCAAAUGCUGCUAUAGCAGUGUGUAGCUCUGAAAGGGUUAAUAUCUGUCAAUUUACAUCAUAUUUUACCUGUUGAAUAAUGGAGUGGUUCACUCUACAUGUGAAGAAAAGCAUGAUAAUUUUCAAAAAUGAUUCUGUCAGUGAAGACUGAACGACUGGUAUGUCUUUAAUAUUAGUAAUAUUUUUAAAGUUUUGAAAAUGUGUUGUUUAUUAUGGUGACAGUUUUGAAAUGUGGCAGAUGGUUGGAACACUGCAAGAAUUAAUGGAGAAAAAGAAGAACAACAUAGAUAAUCAAGUAAGUAUUACUAUUAACAAGUGGAAUAUGUCAGUAUUUGAUCCUGUUUUAUAUCUGCAGUAUUGAAAUGGUAAUAUUACGUAAUAUCACAUCAGUGUAAUUCAGAUAAAAACCUGUCCUCUGUAAUAUUAGUGACAUGUAUUUAUUUAUUUGCUGUUGAAGUGUUUCACUCUCUGCUGGCAAGCAUGUGUCCCCAAGAUAUGAAACAACAGAAAAAUAAAGAUUUUAUUUGUUGCAGUUUCCUGCUGACAUGUAAAGGCAAGGGCUCUAUGACAUAGUGCACCCAUGGAAACUCUACUAUGAACUUGAUUGUUCAUCCAGUACACACAUUGCUAUAAAUCAUGGGGAUGGCUGUGGCCACAGAACUCUGUCUUUUAGAGAAACGGCUAAAAAUAUCAGAUUUAAUCGUGUAUAUAUACAGAUUAUUAAUGAUUCCAAACACUAUAUUUAUGUCAUAAAGCUGUAAUCACGUAUGUCAGUAUGUAAUGUACAGCUCAUCUGACAGUGCAUUUCUUGAAAAUGUCUUCGUACUGUGAAAUUCCAUAACAUAAACCCUAUCUUGCCCCUUGACUUUCAUAAUAUUAGUGGAAAUGCGUUCUUACGGAAAUUUUCCCAGUCCACAGUUACAACAAGAAACCAGUUUCUAAUUGCCAGGAAUACCAGCAGGUACAUUUUCUGUGUUCUUUUAAGUGAACUACUUAAUGGCCCCUUUCCAGACAUCAUAAAUAAGAACAAUACACUGCACUACCAGCCAUCACUACGCGGGAAACAGGCUAGGCACUAGGUGAGCAUUGCACAGACAUCACUACUCGGGACACAGGCUAGGCACUAGGUGAGCAUUGCACAGACAUCACUACUCGGGACACAGGCUAGGCACUAGGUGAGCAUUGCACAGACAUCACUACUCGGGACACAGGCUAGGCACUAGGUGAGCAUUGCACAGACAUCACUACUCGGGACACAGGCUAGGCACUAGGUGAGCAUUGCACAGACAUCACUACGUGGG